Messenger RNA from Penicillium pulvis, 879 nucleotides. RefSeq lists its product as uncharacterized. Bases 1 to 879 code for a protein of 292 amino acids. Gene Ontology annotation, cellular component: cytoskeleton. The record is from RefSeq and is a predicted model, not a curated record. The transcript has 3 exons. Lineage: Eukaryota; Fungi; Ascomycota; Eurotiomycetes; Eurotiales; Aspergillaceae. Gene Ontology annotation, molecular function: actin filament binding.
AUGUCAUCAGAUGUUGCUGCAGUCGAGACCGGUCGGCCAUCUUCAGCCCUGAACACAGAAAAAGCAGAAGACGGCAAAGUCAAACCAUUACAUCACAUCCCUCGACCCAGUACCAAAGAAGCAGAGCAAAAAUGGCUUUUGCAACAAAUGGCUGCCGCAUUCCGUAUAUUUGCCAAAUUGGGGUUUGCAGAUGGUAGCAGUGGGCAUAUCAGUCUUCGAGACCCCGUCGAGCCCAGAACAUUUUGGCUUAAUCCGUAUGGCGUUCAUUUUGCUCUUCUUAGAGUCUCGGAUAUGGUUCGGGUAGAUGAGAAAGGGAACCGAGUAGGGGGAGCUGAUAAGCCUGUGAACGCCGCGGGCUUCAUGAUUCAUUCUGCAAUUCACCAGAAACGGCCUGAUAUAAAUGCGGCUUGUCAUAUGCAUAGUCCAUAUGGAAGAGCGUGGAGCACUUUUGGUAAAGGCAUUGAUAUGUUGAAUCAAGAUUCAUGCAUGUUUUAUGGCGAUCUCUCUGUCUAUCCGGCCUUCGGUGGGGUUGUUUUUGCCCAAGCAGAAGGCCAACGGAUUGCAGAAUAUCUUGGGCCGACAAACAAAAAUCUGAUUAUGCAAAAUCAUGGUCUGCUUACUGCUGGUGGGACAGUUGCUGAGGCAGCCGCGUUUUUCAUUGCACUUGAACGAGCAUGUCAGACUCAGCUUCUGAUCGAGUCUUCUAUUGCGCCUGGCUCUGUGGGCAAUGUUUUGGCAAACUUGAAAAAGACAAUUGUUGAUGAUGAAACUGCAUUAUACACUAAGAAAGGAACAGGUAGCCCUGAGGCUAUGUACAUGCAAUUUGAGCCUGAGUAUCAACUAAUUCUGAGGGAGACGAAUGGUGAAUUUUUGCAGUGA